This is a messenger RNA of Phycodurus eques (leafy seadragon), 926 nucleotides long. It is a transcript of the gene park7, whose product is annotated as parkinson protein 7. Gene Ontology annotation, biological process: protein deglycation, glyoxal removal; guanine deglycation, glyoxal removal. Gene Ontology annotation, molecular function: protein deglycase activity. NCBI's taxonomy places the organism in Eukaryota, Metazoa, Chordata, Actinopteri, Syngnathiformes, Syngnathidae. Gene Ontology annotation, cellular component: nucleus; cytosol. The record is from RefSeq and is a predicted model, not a curated record. The transcript has 7 exons. Bases 103 to 672 code for a protein of 189 amino acids.
UAGAGUGUCAGAGACGAGCAAGUCAGUCUGGAGCUAACUGCGCACGGAAGUUAAAUUCCUUCCCUUGCUUCUCUUUGCACCUGACGAGCUGCUCACUCAGUCAUGGCCGCUAAGAGAGCCUUGGUCAUCCUGUCGAAGGGUGCAGAGGAGAUGGAGACCGUUAUCCCGGUGGACAUCAUGCGAAGAGCCGGGAUUGCAGUGACAGUGGCGGGGCUGACUGGUAAAGAGCCGGUGCAGUGCAGCAGAAAUGUCCUGAUCUGUCCCGAUGCAAGCUUGGAGGACGCCAGAAAACAGGGCCCCUAUGAUGUGGUUCUUCUUCCAGGGGGAAUGCCAGGGGCGCAGAACUUGGCGGAGUCUCCUGCUGUGAGUGAAGUACUGAAGGACCAAGAUGGCAGGAAAGGCCUUAUUGCGGCCAUCUGUGCAGGUCCGACUGCUCUUCUGGCGCAUGGCAUCGGCUACGGUAGCACUGUGACCACACAUCCAGCUAUGAAGGACAAGAUGAUGGCUGGAGAUCACUAUAAAUAUUCUGAGGCUCGAGUGCAGAAGGAUGGCCAUUACAUCACCAGCCGUGGGCCCGGAACCAGUUUCGAAUUCGCCCUGACUAUCGUAGAGGAGCUUCUGGGGGCUGAGGUUGCCGCUCAAGUCAAGGCUCCGCUCGUUAUGAAAGAGUAACUGUAGCCGCUUCACAGCUGCUCACGGGCCGCAACUUUAGUACAACUGUUGGAGGACUUCCCAAAAACUGAAAUGGCCGCUAAGGGGAAAACAAUCUCCAGAUGUACCCAAUGAUGUGGUCAGUGAGUGAAGAGUGCUCCUCCUUCAUUUGCACUUGAAACCAGCCUCGAUUGUCCUUUCAACAUGAACUUCAAUGUAACUAAUCACUGCACAGCAUUUUUGAAUAACCCACAAUAAACUCAAUGUUACAAUAA